UGAUAAAGCAUAGUACUGAAAAACAAAGCUAAAUAUUUGGAGUUGACAUUCUUUUGCUGAUCUGGCCCACCUGAGAACAGAAAGUCUGGAUCCGGCCCCAGAGCCAAACUGAGUUUGACAUGCCUGACAUAGACGCCUCGUUGAAUGGGUUGGCCCGCCGAUAUGACGUAACUGCGUGUCUGACAUAUUGGAGGAGUCAAAGCUUCGCUGUGAAGUAAUACGAAUACUAUUUUAAAGCACAUUUUAAUGGUGAAUUUUACGUUAAUGUUUUAGCUUAUCUAAUUCACACACACACUAAAGUUAAUGGCAAACGGGUACCAAAAACAAUGUAUUCAAACUUCUUAGUUUAGUACAAUAACUUUAUUGAUCCCACACAUCAGUAAUUCAUAUUUCAUCAGCUGUAAAGUAGUGCAAAAAACGGUGUAUGUUACACUUUAAUAAUAUAUGAAUAACAUUAAAUGUAGAUUAACCCCCCUCCACAAGAGAAAAACACAUUAUUUUCAUUUAUUUCUGGCCAUUUGGAGGCAAUGACAGUUCUUUUCCAACUAUGAAUAUGUUAUAUGUCAUGACCACCACGGGCCCGAGGGAGAAAGCAAUUACUCGUAUUUCCCAGUUUGAGAUAAAUAAAGCAUCUAUCUAUGUAUCUUAAGCUUGAAAUUGCAUACAAUGUGCUGUUAAUUAGCCUACAUAAAGCCUUAAUUUGGACUUUGAAAAUAUAAACUAAAUAAAUUGAAAACAAAAAACAACAAAAACACUUGUAAACAUAUGUCUGCUUAUUCAAGAAUACAGAAAACAAGAAAUUUAGAAAUUUAAACAGUCAACAGAUUUCCCUCACUUCUUUUUCAAGUGUACUUCUUGUUAUUCGCUUUUGAGGACGUGGUGGAGUGCAGUGGACAUUUUUAAUGGCGUGUAUUUUUUUAAUUUAUUUGUUUAUUUUGGAAAAUUUGGAAUGUGUACAAAAAAUGUGUGGCCUCAUUGCUUACGCAAAGAACGUUAAUUAAUCUGAUCUGUCCAACGCUGUCCAACAUACUGAUGGAAUUAUACCGUGAUUUAAAACUUUUUUUUUUUUUUAAAUCAAAACCAACUCGGUGCACAUUUCCUUUCCACCCUGGGACGCGUGGCCGGUUUGGAGAUACAUGCGGCAUUUCACGAUGCUGGCAGUGUUGGAUGAAAUAAUUUGUCUGUUUACAAUUCCCAUACAGACAUCACCAACAAGGCCAAAUUAAACGAGGGUUUCGGGCAAUUGCCAGAUUCUCAAACAUCAUUUGGAGCCAGAUUGCACCUACAUCGCAAUAAACCACACAAUGAAUUCCAGUUAGGUGAACGGGGAAGGAUUCAUUCAAUCAAUACACAAAUAAUGUGAGAUGCAACUACGUCUCUAUUAAACAUUGCUGUAGAAACGCACCUCAGUGUAAACCUCAAAAACUCAUUCAAACUACAGAUAGGAUCAUACAAAGAUUUUCAGUCUGUCUGUUAGCUGGUGUUUGGAAUGUGAGAAAUUUCAUUUUGCUUUAUUUUAAUUUGCUCUAUUUAAAUUUAUUUAACAUUUGCGAUACACAUGCAUCAAUCUGUUUCAGCGACUCAUUUAUUUGCAGUAAAGUAUUUUCGAUGUUGUUGAUGAUCCUUUAUUUCAUUUACGGAUUUGGUGGGUCUAAAUAAGCUCUAUUACCAUGCAGUUGUCUCAACAAACAGCCUUGACUACAACUGCAGUGUUUUAAUACUAUGUUAGGUCGUGGCUCCAACAGUAGUGUUAAAAUGUUAGAUAAUGAAUACAGGCCAACAAAGCUAACAUUAGCGAUGCCACAAUUGCUUCACACACAUAAGAUAACUUAGCCCAAACACACUUAGCUCACAUUUAACAGAAUUUUAAUUAAUUAUUUCAAAUGAACAGUAACAUAAAACUGUAACGUUUCAAUGUGCACUUACCAAAAACUUUAGCAAAAACUGUGGAUCCUGCCAGAGACGUUUCUGCCACAGUGCCGUGAUGCAGCUAAAGCGUCCGUCUGUCUUGCAGAUAGGCGCCGAAUCUGCUGCAGACAGGUAGUGUCAGGCAAUACGUUGCAGGUGUGUUCACACUGUAAAAAAGGAUCUGAUCAAUUAGUCAUAAUAACUUCUUUCUACAAUUUACUUCCUCUUAACAUAAUGAGUUAUUAAUUUUUAAAUUUUUGUUUGCGAGUCACUUCAGUUAGAUGUGAAUUUCAAUGUGUCAACUUAAGUUAGCACAGUGAGUUACAAUAUUUUGACUGGAUCUCUUUCAAACAUUUGAAACGGUGUGCCGGCAAUAGUCCUGCGCAGUGCAAAUAGUCCUGGAAAUUUGGUCGUAAAACUAAUAAGGAACUGAGAAGACUGUCAUAAGAUUAUUGUAACAUUACAACAACCGCCUCACUUAGCUGCUAUUUACCAUGAAAAGAAGAGGAGAAAGAUCGACGAUAGUGGAUUUUUAAUACGUUACUUGGCGUUUUUUUCGGUUGAACACAUGAGGAGCAGGUGAAACAAGGUGCCGAUGGUCCGUUCAUUUAAGUUUGAUUGCAACUGUGGAUGAAGUGGAGUUGUAAGUUUUGCUACUUACAAUGAAAAAACAAUUGAGUCAUUACAAAGACAAUCAUUAUGUUUGGAGCAGUGGUGGUUGGCAUGGGCACAGCAGGUUCGGUCAGAAUUAGAGACAUGUUGGCUCCACUUCCUGGUAGUACUGCAGAGAAAUUUGCUGUCAAAGGAUUUGUAUCAAGGAGAAGCCUGGAAACUCAGCAAGGAGUGAGUCAGAUCCCAGUGGAGGAGGCUCUGAGCAGAGAAGACAUCCAUGUUGCAUUCAUCUGCACUGAGAAUGCAUCUCAUGAGGACAAUGUCAGAAUGUUUCUUCAGGCGGGGAAACAUGUCUGUGUCGAGUAUCCUAUGACCACAAACAACAAGACCGCUGUGGAGCUCUGGGAUUUAGCCCAGGAAAAAGGAGUAAUUCUUCACGAAGAACAUAUUGAACUGCUGACAGAAGACUACAAUCAACUGAAGAGAGAGAUAGAGGGUAAAAUCUUACAGGAGGGUACUCUUCAUUUUACAGGUGGACCUCUGAAGCCUGGGUUUGGUUUCCCAGCAUUCAGUGGAAUUGCUCGCCUUACCUGGUUGGUUGAUUUGUUUGGUAAAUUGUCAGUAACUGCAGCAACCUUGGAGGAAGACUCUGCAAAGAGUUACAGCAAGAUGACUGUGAAAUUGCUAACAUCUGAGAACAGACCACUGACUUGGAUUGAGGAGCGGCAACCACACCUCCCCAGGAGCAAAAAUAUCCAUUUUCAGUUUGAAUCCUGCAGUUUGACUCAAAUACCUUCUGUACCCAGAGGGAAAGUGGGUCUCUUUAUGCAAGACCUGAUCCACUUCUCUGCCAAGCUGGUGGGCCAAGUCAUUCCAGAUGAGAGCCAGAGGGAAAAAGUCAGGAUUUUACACUGCUUGGAACUGGCAGACACGAUACAACAACUUUGCCAAAGUUAAACAGCAAAUCUCCUGUUUAUGAUCAUCAUACUUGACUGUAUUUGAACAACAGCAUGCAUUGAGUUGUAAAAACACGAUAUUAUUACUUCAUCAUAGUAAAGAUUAUUACAGUCAGUUACAGGAAACUGAGUCAAUGAACUGAAUUACAUGUGUUUGUUACAGCAGGUAUCCUGCAUCAAUCAAAAGUUAGAUACGAUACAUUUAAGCUAUAAAAACCUGAAUAAUUACCUUCAUUAAGCAACAUUAUAUCCAGUUUGUUUAAAUUUAUAAUGUAAAAAAAAAGAACCAAACAACCCUGGCUUUCUGUCUUUAUCAGAACUAGAGCCAUUAUACCAUAGCAUACCACAAAAUACCAUACCAUACCAAUUUAUUUAUAUUACAUUUAAAACAACAGAGCUGAAACUUAAGUGCUUAUAAAAGUAAGCAAUAAAAAACAGAUAACUCAAAAUCACAGGUCAUAAAUAAAAACAUUCACAGAGUAACAUGAAGAACGACAAUUGCUCAGACUACGUCUGAAAAAGCCAGAGAGUAAAAAUGUGAUGUGAUUUAAACUCCUGCAGAGUGAGGGCUUGUCUAAUGUUCAGAGGGAGCUUAUUCCAAAGCUUUGGGGCUGCCACUAUGAAAGCCAGGGUUCCUCUGAGCUUCAGCCACAAUUUAGGGACAACCAGGAGAAUCUGAUCGGAGGACCUUGGAGGUACAUAUGAUUCCAGCAGGUCAGAGAGAUAGAUGGGUGUCAAGCCAUUAAGGUGUGAAAGCAAACAGCAGAAAUAAAUCCUACAGAACGUCCA
Molecule: messenger RNA, 4265 nt
Organism: Mugil cephalus (flathead mullet)
Lineage: Eukaryota; Metazoa; Chordata; Actinopteri; Mugiliformes; Mugilidae
Gene: blvra
Product: biliverdin reductase A
Exons: 8
Coding region: 2608-3477 (289 amino acids)
Biological process (GO): heme catabolic process
Molecular function (GO): nucleotide binding; zinc ion binding; biliverdin reductase [NAD(P)H] activity
Source: RefSeq, a predicted model, not a curated record